This is a messenger RNA of Camelina sativa (false flax), 1064 nucleotides long. Its product is annotated as rhodanese-like/PpiC domain-containing protein 12, chloroplastic. NCBI's taxonomy places the organism in Eukaryota, Viridiplantae, Streptophyta, Magnoliopsida, Brassicales, Brassicaceae. The record is from RefSeq and is a predicted model, not a curated record. Gene Ontology annotation, molecular function: peptidyl-prolyl cis-trans isomerase activity.
UAAUCACAGUAUUUGUGGAUCAGAGGGCCCGUAUUCGAACUCGGAACCCAGACAUAAUGUUUAGAGUGACCGGAACUCUAUCGGCGGUAUCAUCUCCAGCGGUGGUGGCGGCGUCUUACUCCGCAGUUCUGAGACUCUCUGUUACGUCCACUCUCGCUAUCGUCUCUCCUCCCAAUCCCCGCUGGUUCUCGACGUUUUCUCGUUCAUUUCUCGGCGGACGCAUCUCUUCGCUCCGACCACCACGCGUUCCUUCUCCGUGCCCGAUCAGGCUCUCUGGUUUCUCGGCUCUCAAAAUGAGAGCUUCGUUUAGCAGCAGUGGGAGUAGUCCAGGUAGAGAGAUUCUGGUGCAGCAUUUGCUUGUUAAUGGGGAUGAUACUGAGCUCUUUGCUGAACUCCAAAAGAAAAUCUUGGAUGGAGAGGAUAUGAAUGAUCUUGCGGCUGAGUACUCGAUUUGUCCAUCCAAAAAGGAUAGUGGUAUACUUGGAUGGGUAAAACUGGGUCAAAUGGUACCAGAGUUUGAGGAAGCUGCGUUCAAAGCAGAGCUGAAUCAGGUGGUGAGGUGUAGAACCCAGUUUGGCUUGCACUUAUUGCAAGUUCUAUCUGAGAGGGAACCUGUGAAAGAUAUCCAGGUGGAGGAGCUGCAUUCCAAAAUGCAAGAUCCAGUUUUCAUGGAUGAGGCUCAGUUAAUUGAUGUCAGAGAACCCGACGAGAUCGCAAUCGCAUCCUUGCCAGGAUUCAAAGUGUUCCCGCUCCGCCAAUUCGGAACCUGGGCACCAGACAUCACUUCAAAGCUGAACCCUGAGAAGGAUGUAUUUGUCAUGUGUAAGGUUGGUGGCAGGUCAAUGCAAGUUGCGAACUGGUUACAGUCUCAGGGCUUCAAGAGUGUGUACAAUGUAGCUGGUGGAAUCCAAGCUUAUUCUCUCAAGGUUGACCCAUCAAUUCCUACUUACUGAAACUGAGAAUCCUAGUAGUGUAUUUGGCUCUGUUUCUGGCAUCCUAAUUCCAAAGAACAUUGCAAAUCGUAUUCAAUAAACUAUAUAAUAUAAGGUUCAUUUUAGACAGUA